AGCGACACUAACAAGUACAACCAGAAUAGAAAGAAAAAAAUAUAUUAUAACUGCGAUUUCAGCCGGAUCUGCACAUUUCAGCUUUUAAAUAAUUGCAGUGACAGGUAGGAAGAGCAGCGCCUGCACCUGCUGAAGGAGAGGAAAGAGAGAGCAUUGAGCGCCAUGGGAGAAGUUUCAGUUCUUUCUCCUCUUUCAGGCCACCAGCAGGAAUCCAGCUUCAAUUCCAACCAAGGAUGGCAAGUUGAGGAGAAUGAUCAUCCCAUUGAAGAGGUGAGGCUAACGGUGGAUCCUACAGACAACCCGAAUAUCCCAGCACUGACGUUUCGCACUUGGCUGAUUGGUGUGAUAUCAUGUGUGCUUCUCUCCUUUGCAAAUAUGUUCUUUGCUUACAGAACAAACCAACUAAGCAUAGGACCAGUCUGCAUACAAAUCAUUGCACUUCCAAUAGGAAGAUUUCUUGCAACAGCACUCCCAAAGAAAGAAAUAAAAUUUCCCUUCAUAAACUGGUCAUUCUCGCUAAAUCCGGGGCCUUUUUCGAUGAAGGAGCAUUGUUUAAUCACCAUCUUUGCAAGUGCUGGUGCAGGAGGCCUCUAUGCGAUUCAUAUAGUAACUAUAGUCAAGGCAUUCUAUCAUAGAAAGAUCCAUCCCUUGGCUGCCUUUCUAUUGGCACAAACCACACAGUUACUUGGCUUCGGUUGGGCUGGCAUUUACAGAAAGUACUUGGUUGAAUCUCCAUAUAUGUGGUGGCCAGCAAAUCUUGUUCAAGUCUCUCUUUUCAAAGCAUUGCAUCUAGAGGAGAAAAGAAAGAAGGGAGCCAUGACAAGAUUUCAGUUCUUCAUAGUGGUCUUUAUCACAAGCUUUGCAUAUUAUUCCAUCCCAGGCUUCAUCUUCCCAGCAAUCUCCACAAUUUCUAUCUUAUGCUUAAUCUUCAAGAAAUCAAUCGCCAUGCAACAAAUUGGAUCUGGACUGAAAGGUCUUGGUCUUGGAUCAUUUGGAAUUGAUUGGUCGACGGUCGCCGGUUUUCUCGGAAGCCCAUUGGCCACACCUGCAUCAGCAAUCUUCAACAUAAUGUUUGGCUUUUUAAUAGGAGUUUAUGUGAUAAUCCCAACUGGCUAUUGGACUAAUACUUACAAUGCCAAACGAUUCCCUAUGGUUUCAUCCCAUGUCUUUGAUUACACUGGUCAUAGCUACAACACUACAAGGAUUAUAAAUGAUAAGACUUUCACUUUAAAUCCAGAAGAAGAGGAAAGUUACAGCAAAAUAAACCUAAGUAUUACCUUUACUUUGCUCUAUGGCACAAGCUUUGCAAUUCUGACAUCCUCAAUCAUGCAUGUUGCUCUCCAUCAUGGAAAGACUAUUUGGAAGAUGUGGAAAGAAACUAAAGAAUAUUCUAAGGCAAAAAUAGAAGAUGUUCAUACAAGAUUAAUGAAGAGAAAUUAUGCGCCGGUACCUCAAUAUUGGUUCUAUGUUCUCUUAGUUUUGGUCAUUGGACUCUCCAUAUUCACUUGUGAAGGGUUCAAUAGGCAACUGCAGCUUCCAUGGUGGGGGGUAUUAUUCGCUUGCAUCUUAGCUCUACUCUUCACCUUGCCAAUUGGAGUUAUCUUGGCAACCACCAAUAUGGCACCUGGUCUAAAUGUCCUUACAGAGUACAUCUUUGGUCUAAUAUUACCAGGAAAUCCUAUGGCAAAUGUGACAUUCAAAACAUAUGGAACUAUAAGCAUGAGUCAGGCACUUACACUUCUUAGUGAUCUAAACCUAGGACAUUACAUGAAAAUCCCCCCAAAGUCCAUGUUCAUUGUCCAGUUGACAGGUACUAUGAUAGCAUCUUCUAUUUACUUCGGAACAGCUUGGUUUCUUCUUGACACAGUAAAGUAUAUAUGCGAUCCAACAAAACUUCCUGAAGGGAGCCCAUGGACUUGCCCCAAUGAUGAUGUCUUCUAUAACGCAUCAAUAAUUUGGGGGCUCGUUGGUCCAAUGAGAAUGUUUGGCAAACUUGGGCACUAUUCAGCUCUGAACUUCUUCUUCCUAAUAGGUUUAUUGUUACCCAUUCUCUUCUGGUAUCUAUCAAAAGUCUUCCCAAGGAACAAAUUGCUUAGUUAUAUCCAUAUACCCUUGAUCAUAGCGGGAAUAGGUGCGCUUCUUCCUACACACUCUGUCAACUAUAUCAUGUGGGGAUCAGUGGGCAUUUUCUUCAAUCAUUUUAUUUAUAAAAGGUAUAAAGAGUGGUGGGCAAGGCACACCUAUGUCAUGUCAGCAGCUUUAGAUGCCGGGGUAGCUUUCAUGGGAAUAUUCAUCUUCUUUGCUUUGCAAUUUAAUAAUAUCAGUGGGAUAGAUUGGUGGGGAGGUGUUGCAGAUGAUUAUUGCCCACUUGCUAGUUGUCCAACAGCUCCCGAAGUGGUAAUUGAAGGUUGUUCGACUCUAAAGUAGUUGAGUUUGUUAAAAUUUUCAUAGUUGCUUUCUCCAAAGUCUUUCAAUUAUUGUGUACAUUAAAUGUGUGGUUUACAAGUCAUGUUUUAGUGAAUGAAUAAUAAUGAAAUAGUUAACUUAA
Molecule: messenger RNA, 2548 nt
Organism: Dendrobium catenatum
Lineage: Eukaryota; Viridiplantae; Streptophyta; Magnoliopsida; Asparagales; Orchidaceae
Product: oligopeptide transporter 1-like
Exons: 7
Coding region: 163-2427 (754 amino acids)
Biological process (GO): transmembrane transport
Molecular function (GO): oligopeptide transmembrane transporter activity
Source: RefSeq, a predicted model, not a curated record